AUGGGAGACUGGUCAAUUCUCGGGCGUUUCCUAGUGGAGGUUCAGAACCAUUCCACAGUGAUAGGCAAGAUCUGGCUGACAGUGUUGCUGAUCUUCCGAAUCCUGCUGGUGACCCUUGUAGGAGAUGCAGUGUACAGUGACGAGCAAUCAAAGUUCAUCUGUAACACACUCCAGCCAGGCUGCAACAAUGUCUGCUAUGACACUUUUGCACCAGUCUCACACCUGCGCUUCUGGGUCUUCCAAAUUGUCCUGGUAUCUACACCAUCCAUCUUCUAUAUCAUUUAUGCUCUUCACAAAAUCACCAAUGAUGAGAAAGUUCGAACAGAGCAAGCCCAGGCUAUGCUCCACUGCCCACAUGUUGAGUAUGUCGGGCAGUCAGGUGGAGAAAGUGAUGUUUAUUUGGGAGGAAAGCCAUCAAAUGGGCUAAAAGAUGAGGAAAGUCCAAAUAAGGAGGGUAUGGAGCAGAGCCUCCUGCAGGGUGACUACAGAGAGGCUGGCAAGGACCCUACUGAAUAUUCAGGACAGAUAUUGUUGACAUACAUAGUCCAUGUGGUUUUUCGAUCCAUUCUAGAGCUAAUGUUCUUGGUGGGCCAAUACUAUAUGUUCGGACUUAAGGUGCCAUUUCUGUUUCGCUGCAAGGCCUAUCCAUGCCCAAGUCGAACCGACUGCUUUGUGUCACGUGCUACUGAGAAGACCAUAUUCCUAAACUUCAUGUUUUGCAUAAGUCUGGGCUGCUUUCUUCUCAACAUUGCUGAACUUCACUAUCUAGGCUGGGUUUAUAUCUUUCGCAUAUUAUACAGAGCAUGUAUUCGGUGCUGGGAUUCUAAAAGGAAACUACAUAUUGUCCACAGUCCUUUGCAGCUAAGGCUAAGGCAUUCAAUGCAAAGCAGGCUGGUCCUGCAGUCUUCUUCAGCCACAGUGUCUCGUGAGAAGACAGCCACUGCCAUGCUGUCACAUGGACCAUCCAUUGCUUUUGAGACAGACUCAACACUGGAGUGCACCUCAAAGAGAAACCCAGAAGAAAAUAAAUGCGCAGGAAUAAAAUUAUUCAACAUAGCAAAGUUGAGCAGUAAGAAGUCUUGGUUAUGA
Tachysurus fulvidraco (yellow catfish) is the source of this 1089-nucleotide messenger RNA. Its product is annotated as gap junction delta-2 protein. Gene Ontology annotation, biological process: cell communication. The record is from RefSeq and is a predicted model, not a curated record. The transcript has a single exon. Lineage: Eukaryota; Metazoa; Chordata; Actinopteri; Siluriformes; Bagridae. Bases 1 to 1089 code for a protein of 362 amino acids. Gene Ontology annotation, cellular component: connexin complex.